ACAAACCUCUUCAUUAGCAAACAUCAACUAUUAGUAAUAUGACCUAAACAAUCUAGGCACGAUGUCACCAAGAUAUCAAAGAAAAACUAAUAAAAAGCUAUUUACUUGGGAGCAGCUGACAAAGGCUAAAGAACAUAUUGCUGCAGGCUGCAGUAUAAGAGCUGCAGCUCGAAUCGUGGGAGCAAAUGAAGCAACAUUACGAAAGAGAUUAAAAACAGGAACAGUGCCAUUAAAUUUAGGCAGAUUCAAACCAACCUUUUCAAGAGAACAGGAGGAAGCUUUGGUAGAACGGAUAAAAAUCAUACAUGAUACAUUUCAUGGAAUGUCAAGAAAACAGUUAAUGGCAGUUGUGUAUCAAUACGCUGAACAGAAUAAUAUUUCCCACAAUUUUAACAAAAAGAAAAAAAUGGUAGGAGAUCAUUGGAUCAGAAAAUUUUCUAUAAAAUAUGGAUUAACUUUACGAUGGCCAAAGAUGCAUUCAGGAAAAGUCCUUAAGUUCAAGAAGGUUGAAUUUAACAAAUUCCAUGACAAUCUAAAAAGGAUUUUAGCAGAAAAUCCUAAACUUGAUGCCAGUUGUAUCUAUAAUGUGGAUGAAAGUAACAUAUCUAUACCUGUUUCUACAUAUCAAAAGUAA
Molecule: messenger RNA, 634 nt
Organism: Mycetomoellerius zeteki
Lineage: Eukaryota; Metazoa; Arthropoda; Insecta; Hymenoptera; Formicidae
Exons: 3
Coding region: 62-634 (190 amino acids)
Source: RefSeq, a predicted model, not a curated record